AUGGAUAAAGACAGACACACAGAGGCGGAGCAGCGGCUCAGCCAGAUGCGGCAGAGCCGCGGCGGCCAGACGCAGCGGAGCGACACCGCAUACAGAAAGAGGCUUUCAAGGACCGGCGCAGCGGCAGACCCAAGCGGUGAAAGGCCAUGUCAAGUACAAGUUACCGUUCCCAGGCAUUCAGAAUAUGCCACAGUGGGAGAGUUCUUUAAAAUGGAAUGUCCUGUGACAUAUUGUGCUCAGAGACCUAAUGUGACUUGGUGCAAGUACAGUGGACAAAACUGUUUACCUCUUGAGAUUGGACCUCAGCAACAUACUGGUUGGGAAGACAAGGUCCAUGGUUCAGUUUUUACUCUACAUUUUGAACCAGUAUAUCCCAGUGACGUUGGGUCGUAUAGUUGUUCUGUAAACUUUAAUUCUGUGGUUAUUAAUAGCAACAUAAUAGCCCUCCGUGUGAAAGAGUCAAGAUGUUCAGGUGUGGAUUGGAAUCAAAUGACACAGAGUAGUUCAUUACCCAUGACAGAAAUUAACACUACACUGUUUGUACAGAUGGGUGCAAAGGCUCUGCUGUGCUGCCCUGCUCUUCCAAUGACAGAAGCAGUAUUAAUAAUGUGGGUCAUAGCCCUCAGAGGGCAGCCUCCCUGCAGAAUAUCCUACAGAGCAGAAAUAAAGGAGAUCAAUGAAACAAACUGUACAGAUAAGAGAAUCACCUGGGCAUCCACACCUGACCAGAGUCCUGACCUUCAGAUCAAUGCAGUGGCCCUCGGUCAUGACGGGCUUUAUUCAUGUGAAAUAGCAACACUGCAGGGGAAUUUCCAAAGGAGACAUGACCUCCAAGUGCUAGUGCCUCCAACAGUAACCCUGCUGCCAGGGGAAAACAGAACAGCAGUUUGUGAGGCAACUGCAGGCAAGCCGGCUGCGCAGAUCUUUUGGAGUCCAGAUGGGGAUCACGUCACUAAGCAGGAAUCACACAGCAAUGGCACUGUGACUGUCAGGAGCUCAUACCACUGGGAGCAGAACAAUGUGUCUGCUGUGUUCUGUUUUGUCUCCCAUCCAACUGGCAACCAGACUCUGCCCAUAGAACUCAAUCAAGGUGUCACCAGCACGCUGCAUUCCCUGCUGACCAUUCUCUAUGUGAAACUUUCCCUUCUGGGGAUCAUUCUGCUCAUCCUAGGAUUUGUUUUCUUCCUGAAGAGAAAUUAUUUCAGCUCACAGUUGACUGGGAAAGUCUGUGCUGUGGCCAAAUCAUCGUUGUUCCCGCAGCUCUUCUUCAUCCCCAGGCUUUCUUUAAAUAAAGGAGCCCAGGCAUAG
This is a messenger RNA of Microtus oregoni (creeping vole), 1308 nucleotides long. RefSeq names its product cell surface glycoprotein CD200 receptor 2-like. Gene Ontology annotation, molecular function: signaling receptor activity. The coding region runs from base 1 to 1308 and encodes 435 amino acids. The transcript is spliced from 7 exons. The record is from RefSeq and is a predicted model, not a curated record. Gene Ontology annotation, biological process: regulation of neuroinflammatory response. Gene Ontology annotation, cellular component: external side of plasma membrane. Lineage: Eukaryota; Metazoa; Chordata; Mammalia; Rodentia; Cricetidae.